Molecule: messenger RNA, 1041 nt
Organism: Elephantulus edwardii (Cape elephant shrew)
Lineage: Eukaryota; Metazoa; Chordata; Mammalia; Macroscelidea; Macroscelididae
Gene: LYPD3
Product: LY6/PLAUR domain containing 3
Exons: 5
Coding region: 1-1041 (346 amino acids)
Cellular component (GO): plasma membrane
Source: RefSeq, a predicted model, not a curated record
AUGGGGCCCGCCAGGACAGCGAGCGCUCGGGAGGUGCUGUGGGCCACAGGCGGGCUGCUGCUGCUGCUCGGGCUGCUCCCGGAAGGAACGCAGGCCCUGGAGUGCUACAGCUGCGUGCAGAAAGCCGACGACGGCUGCUCUCCGCACAAGACGAGGGCAGUGAAGUGCGCACCGGGCGUGGACGUCUGCACCGAGGCCGUGGGCGCGGUGGAGACCAUCCAUGGACAAUUCUCAGUGGCUGUGCGAGGAUGUGGCUCAGGACUCCCCGGGAAGAAUGACCGAGGCCUGGACCUUCACGGGCUCCUGGCGUUCAUCCAGCUGCACCAAUGCUCCCAGGACCGCUGCAACACCAAACUCAAUCUCACCUCGCGAGCACUCAACCCCGCAGGGAAUGAGAGUGCUUACAAGCCCAACGGCGUCGAGUGCUACAGCUGCGUGGGGCUGAGCCGCGAGGCGUGCCAAGGCACGGCGCCACCCGUCGUCAGCUGCUACAAUGCCAGCGACCAGGUCUUCACGGGCUGUUUCGAUGGCAAUGUCACCUUGACAGCAGCCAAUGUGACUGUAUCCUUGCCGGUCCGGGGCUGCGUCAAAGACGAGCAGUGCACCCGUGACGCCGUUACUGGUCCCGGGUUCAUGCUCAGUGGUUCCUGCUGCCAGGGUUCCCUCUGUAACUCUGACCUCCGGAACAAGACCUACUUUGCCUCUCGAAUCCCGCCCCUUGUACUGUUGCCCCCUCCGGAGACCACCUCUGUCACCACGCCCACCCCUACCCCAACAACCCUCGCCCCAAGCACAUCUUCCUCCACUACCAAACCGAGCCCUGCCCCAACCAGCCAGACUCCUCCGCACGAGACAGAGCAUGAGGCCUCCCACGAGGUAGGGCCUCACGUGGCUGGAGGUGCUCCUGGCCACCGAGACCGCAGUAAUAUGGAACAGCAUCCCUCAAAAGGUGGGGCUCAGGACUCUUUUAAUGGCUGUGCAGCUCGCUUGGUUGGACUGAUGAUAUUUCUAUUGGUUGUGGCUCCUGGUGCCCAACUAUGA